AUGUCUACCCGUCAGACCCGAAGAAAGUCUGCCAAAUUGCGCGAAGCUGCGGCCUCUGCAGCCGCGACAUCGUCCGACGACGAUCGGCAACCCAUAAUGAAUGGCAAUGGCUCUGCGUAUCACACGCCGGAAGCUACGGAUGUCGAGCAAGAUGAGAACAUCUUCUUGUUCUGGCCCAACAUUAUCGGCUACAUCCGUAUCGUCCUUGCCAUCGCUUCCCUAUACUACAUGCCCGUCCACCCCCGAACCUGCUCGGUCCUUUACAGCAUCUCCUGCUUGCUGGAUGCAUUUGAUGGCUACGCUGCCCGUAUCUUCGAACAGUCUACUCGCUUCGGUGCCGUCCUCGACAUGGUUACUGAUCGCUGCACAACGUCAUGCCUGCUCGUCUUCCUCUCUUCCGCCUUCCCACGGUGGGCUAUCCUCUUCCAGGGCCUGAUUGCCCUCGACUUUUCCAGCCACUACAUGCACAUGUAUGCCACCCUCGUGGUUUGCGGCUCUGACUCGAGUCACAAGAAUAUCGACAAGAGUCAGAACUGGCUCCUCAAUUUGUACUACACCAACAAGAAGGUCUUGUUCACUCUAUGUGCUCUCAAUGAGCUCUUCUUCAUUGGCCUCUACCUUUUGGCUUUCUCGUCGCCUUGGCUGUCUCCCCACUUGAUCAAGAGCGUCGAGGAGACCAGCGGCGGUUUCGUCAACCCCGGUGCUCCAGUCAACACGUCGCUGCUCCGACAGAUGUUCCCCGACCCUUUCAGCGCUUCCGCGCUGGAGAUUGCUCGUGCGAACAAGAUGGACUCUCUUGUUCCCUGGGCCAUUGCUGGUGUCAACCUGCCUUUCAUGGUUAUUAAGCAGGUCAUCAACGGAGUCCAGUUGUACAACGCCAGCAAGUGGCUGGCCGAUGUUGAUGUCAGAGUUCGCAAGGAGCAGGGCCUUCCACGCAGGAAUAGGACCAAACGUCUCUAG
Molecule: messenger RNA, 960 nt
Organism: Metarhizium album ARSEF 1941
Lineage: Eukaryota; Fungi; Ascomycota; Sordariomycetes; Hypocreales; Clavicipitaceae
Product: CDP-alcohol phosphatidyltransferase
Exons: 3
Coding region: 1-960 (319 amino acids)
Biological process (GO): phosphatidylinositol biosynthetic process
Cellular component (GO): Golgi apparatus; membrane
Molecular function (GO): CDP-diacylglycerol-inositol 3-phosphatidyltransferase activity
Source: RefSeq, a predicted model, not a curated record